Messenger RNA from Lates calcarifer (barramundi perch), 1587 nucleotides. RefSeq names its product mitochondrial ribosomal protein S5 (gene mrps5). Gene Ontology annotation, cellular component: ribosome. Gene Ontology annotation, biological process: translation. Gene Ontology annotation, molecular function: structural constituent of ribosome; RNA binding. The record is from RefSeq and is a predicted model, not a curated record. The coding region runs from base 48 to 1265 and encodes 405 amino acids. NCBI's taxonomy places the organism in Eukaryota, Metazoa, Chordata, Actinopteri, Centropomidae. The transcript is spliced from 12 exons.
ACAGUACAGAUGCCUUGUUGUCCUCUGUAGGACCCCACAUAUCCAACAUGGCGGCGACUAUACGGGUGUGCUGUGCCCUCCGCAUCACAGUUGGAGGCGUUGCACCACUCCGCACCGUUGUGGGAGCAGCUCAGGUAUCCCAGUUUGCAAGUCGAGCCUCAGCUGCCUCUCUCCAAAGAAACCCAGCACUUCCACCGUUGCCUGCAACAGCAUGGCAGCAAGCCAGGCAUGGCAGCUUCUUCAACAAGUUGACGGCUGAGGAGCUGUGGAAAGGUGUGUUGGCAGAGACGGGUGCUGGAGCCAGGAAGGGCAGAGGGAAGAGAACCAAGCGCAAAAUGAAGAAAGACCUGAACCGAGGACAGAGCCUUGGGGAAGGUAAAGGCGGUUUUCUGUGGCCUGGUCUGAACGCUCCGAUGAUAAGGGAUGGCGCUCCUCAAACCAUGAGUCAAAGAGGCAAGGAGGAGCAGGAGGAGGUGCAAGCUGAACGAGUGCGUCAGAGGGAUGAGUGGGAUAGGAAGAGGAAGAUGAGGGUGAAGCGGGAGAGAGGAUGGACGGGCAACUCCUGGGGGGGCACCAGCCUGGGCUCCCCUGACCCUGGACCUAACGGAGAAACUUAUGAGGACUUUGAUUCACGCAUCAUUGAGGUGAAGAGUGUGUUCAACAUGACAGCGAAAGAGGGCAGGAAGAGGUCCAUCAGCUGUCUGGUCGCUGUGGGAAAUGGCAAAGGAGCAGCAGGGUUUGCGUUGGGUAAAGCAACAGACAGACACACAGCUCUGCGAAAGGCCAAGAACAGAGCCAUCCACUACUUGUACUAUAUAGAUCGAUACAAUAACCACACCAUUUAUCAUGACAUCGAAUCCAAGUUCAAGAGGACGACGCUGCGCAUGAAGAAACAAAACGAAGGUUAUGGUCUGCACUGCCACCGGGCAAUCAUCACUCUGUGCAGGCUGAUCGGCAUAAAGGACAUGUACUGCAAAGUAGAGGGAUCUGUCAAUUACCUCAACAUCACCAGGGCCCUCUUCACUGGGUUAGCCAAUCAGGAAACCCACCAGACUCUGGCCAACAAGAAGAAGCUCCAUGUUGUCGAGUUUCAGGAGCAUCGCGGCCCGCUGCCCGUGGUGGUGGCGAGUCCUACAGAAAGGGCGCGACCCAACCCAGAGCCUGAGGACGAGAUCCCCAAUACCCGGCUGCACUGGGACGACGUGCGAGCCGUGCAGGGAACCAAACGCUCGAUGUGGGCAGGUGUAAAACGCACCAUCUGGUAGGGCAGGAGUGGACUGAUGACUGGUCAGACCACAGGACGGAUGAUUGGGCUGAUAAAGGCAGGAGGUGUCUGAUAGAGGGUCUGACUUUGGCUUUGCUAAAGCUGAAAUCAUGUGUUGUUCUUUUCAACCAGGGACUAAAGUUAAAUGUUUCCCAAACUGAAGACAUCUCAUUUGGUAACAUAAUUCUACAGAUACACCUGACAAAGGCCAAUAUUCACACUCAGCAUAAUAUUGAUGCCCUAGAUAUCAAUGUUUCCAUCAGAACUGUAAAAAGAAAUGUGGAAUUGUUCCAAAAUGUUGUAUGAAUAAAGUAUAUAAAUCA